Trypanosoma theileri is the source of this 1050-nucleotide messenger RNA. RefSeq names its product adiponectin receptor protein 1. The coding region runs from base 1 to 1050 and encodes 349 amino acids. The record is from RefSeq and is a predicted model, not a curated record. Lineage: Eukaryota; Euglenozoa; Kinetoplastea; Trypanosomatida; Trypanosomatidae. The transcript has a single exon. Gene Ontology annotation, cellular component: membrane. Gene Ontology annotation, molecular function: signaling receptor activity.
AUGAUGGAUUUAAAUCAUACGAAAUGUGGUAAUGGUGUUUCUACAACCCUAACAAAGAGUACUCACAGUAAUCCGAAUGAACCAGUACAACAAGAACAAAGGGAAUUGGAAGAGAAAAAGAAUCUCUCAUCUCGCGGUGUUAAACCAACUCCGUAUAAUGAUAAUCCUGAUCUUCCACUCUAUAUGAUAGAUCAAGUCCCAAAACAUCUUGCGGAUAACAAAUACAUUAUCUCAGGAUAUCGCUUUGAUUAUACUACACGUAUGUGUUUUCGAAGUAUAUUUUCACUUCACAAUGAAACGUUUAAUAUUUGGACCCAUCUUGUGGGGUAUAUGGCAUUUCUUGUCGUUAUUACUAUCUUUUUUGCCGUUGUGUUAAUACCUUCGUUGCGGGAAGAACAACGAGAAACGAUGAGAUCUACGGAAGAAGUUUCUGGGAUUAAUUGGGUCACAAUUUUUAUCUUGGGUGCUUUUUCUUUUGGAUGCUUAAUGUGUAUGCUUUGUAGUACUCUCUUUCAUACACUUAUCCCUCAUGAGAGUAUGGUAUUAUAUGCAUGGGCACAUUCCUUGGAUUAUUUUGGUAUUACUUUUCUUGUGGUGGGUUCAUUUCUUCCCUUUUGCUAUUUUAGCUUUGCAUGUGAACCAUUUUGGCGUUGGACGUAUUUAACUAUGAUUUUAUCAUUUGGUGUUAUUGGUGUUCUUGGCCCUUUUUUCCGACAGUGGACCCAACAACAACAUGCUAAGCGAAAAGUUUUAUUUUAUGUUUGUAUGGUGGGAAGUGGUCUUUUCCCGAUUAUUCACAUGUAUGUGUUACUCCCAGGAAAUGUGGCUUCCUCCUUUGUAGAGGGACUUCUCUUGAUGAUGACAUUAUAUGGAGUGGGUGUUGUGGUUUAUGUUUUUCAAAUUCCUGAGUUUUUCUUUCCAGGGCAUUUUGAUAUUUUUUUGAGCAGUCAUCAGAUUUGGCAUGUCUUUGUGCUGGCGGCUGCCUUUGUACACUUCUUCAACUGCGCAUCCAUGUACAUUAACUUUCAGAGAAUGGAUCUCAGUUGCUGA